Molecule: messenger RNA, 3560 nt
Organism: Sceloporus undulatus (fence lizard)
Lineage: Eukaryota; Metazoa; Chordata; Lepidosauria; Squamata; Phrynosomatidae
Gene: VPS9D1
Product: VPS9 domain containing 1
Exons: 15
Coding region: 16-2007 (663 amino acids)
Biological process (GO): vesicle-mediated transport
Cellular component (GO): cytosol; endocytic vesicle
Molecular function (GO): small GTPase binding; guanyl-nucleotide exchange factor activity
Source: RefSeq, a predicted model, not a curated record
GGUUCCGGCGCAGCCAUGGCGUCGGCUAGCCCUUCUUGCUCGGCCUCCUCGGCGCUGGAGCCCUCCGUGAAGCCGCUCCAGGGGGCCAUGAAGCUGGCCAAGGGGGCCCUGGAGCUGGACGCCGGGGACAGGCCUCGGGAAGCCUAUGUGGAAUACCUCAAGAGCAUCAACUACAUUUCCCAGGCCCUUUUGGACGAAGCCAUGGCCGCCAAAGUGGAUGGAAGUGACGUGAUGCCAGACACUCCUAAGAUGCUGAAGGUGGCUGAGCAAUGCCUGGAAAGAGCCAAGAGCAGCAUCACCAAAAUUGGGAAAGCAAAGACAAAACUGGCUGCAGAGAGAAUUUUGGGGCCUGCUCCAGUCUCCCGACAUCGCAGGGUCUUCUCAGAUGAAGGUGGGAAGCUGUCGCCUUUCCUUCCUCCUGAGAUGUUUCAAAAGCUGCAAAUCACUGAAGUUCAGAGUGCCAAGAAGGAGCUCACCCCGCUGGAAGAAGCGUCGCUGCAGAACCAGAAGCUGAGGGCAACCUAUGAGGCCCGCCUGGCCAGGCUCAACCCUAGCCAGGCCAUGCAGAAGACAUCCCUGACCCUUUCCCUGCAGCGCCAAAUGAUGGAGAACUUGGUCAUUGCCAAAGCAAGGGAAGAGACACUCCAGCGGAAGAUGGAGGAACGCCGUCUGCGGCUGCAAGAAGCUGCCAACAGGAGGUUCUCCAGCAACGCAGUGCUGACUCCAGAAGAGCAGGAACAGAGAGCUAUCUAUGCAGCCAUCUUGGAGUAUGAGCAGGAUCAUGACUGGCCGAGAUCCUGGAAAAUGCAGCUGAAGAAGAGCCCCAACGACCUCUCCCUGGUGCCCAAACUCAUCUCCCACCUCCUCAGCUUUCCUGAGCACCCCAUCUGCCAGCUGCUGAAGAAACUCCAGUGUUCGGUCUACAGCCGGGUCUACCCGCUGGUGAGCCAGAGCGCAGCCGACUUCCGGGUGUCCAGGAAGGUCACUCGUGGCCUCUCGCUCUCCUCUUCACUGGACAGGGAGGCUUUCCUCUCCCCAGCCUCCGAGGGACGGAGGUUGCGGUCCUCCCAAAGCCUUCACUCCAUGUUCUCCGUCCAGGAGAACAACAAGCUCAACCUCCGCCACAGCCUUUCCAGCACUCCUUUCAUCGAGGACCAGACCUUGAGCGGACCAGAACAGAGUGGCCCUUUGAGGUUGGGUCUCCCGGAAGAAGAGGCUGCCCGUACCCUGCCUGACCGGGAGAGCUCCUUUGAGGACCUGGAGCAGUUCUUGUCUGCUUCUGAGAGGUGGCCUGUCCGCCCCUUGCGAGAGUCUCCCACCGGGAAGAAGGCCUCCCAGCAGGACCACCUCAAGGCCGCCGUGAAGGACAUUCACAAUUCUAUUGACAGGCUGCUGUCCCUAACGCUGCUGGCUUUUGAAGGCCUCAACACAGCAGCUGCGAAGGACCAGUGCGUGGCGCGCCUAGAAGAAGCUUUCUUUGCACCGCUUUGGGCUCCGCUUGUGGCCGUGUACAGGAACGUCUACAAAACUCGGGAAGCAGCUCUUUCCAGGAGCAUGGAGCUACACAGGAACAUCCCCCCUUCGGACCUCGGCAUCUCCUCCAAACUCCUGGCCCAGGGUAGCUCGGCCAAGCGCCCCGGGUCCUACCCCUACAGCGCUGCCGUCCAGGAGCUGAUGCUCAUUCCUCUUGGCAGCUGCCCCCAGAAGAAACUGGAGUGCAUUGUGCGGACUUUGCGCAUCAUCUGCGAGUGUGCAGAGGAAUACUGUGGGAGUAGCGAGGGCAAGUCCCAGCCAGCGGCCGCAGCCAUCGGUGCUGACGACCUCCUUCCCAUCCUGUCCUACGUGGUCCUGAAGAGCAACCUUCCCCAGCUGGUCUCGGAGUGUGCUGCUUUGGAGGAAUUCAUCCACGAAGGAUACCUGAUAGGAGAGGAGGGCUAUUGCUUGACGUCGCUACAGAGCGCCAUCUCCUACGUGGAAUCCCUCCACCGUCCUGUCCUGGAGAAGUAGCCGAGACCUUCCCCUCGCCCUGCUCAGGUUGCCCAAUGGACUGCCAUUGCUCCCCGUCUCCUCCACGCUGUCUCCCUUCUGCCUCGCUGCUCCCAUGCAACAGAUGGAGGCAGAUGUUUGCCGUAGGGUAAACCUCGCCACCGCCACUCCCAUGCAUCUUGAACUGAAACUUGCUGACACAGCCACUGAUCUCUCCCUCCUUCCUUCCCAUCCCUAGACUUUGUGCAAUAUUUGGGGAAGGAGGGGGGGACUGCCUUGCAGCCCUUGUGUUAACCAGAAAACCCCUUGCAAGUCUACCCACUCUGCCCCCAACUUAAGCGUAGCAGGGUGAGGCUGGUUUUUGCAGUUUGGGCUCCAAGGUGUGCGUCGUCUAAACCCGUCUUUGCUGCUGAGUCCUUGCCGUCUGUCACUUCUGCACCACUGAGCAUGAAGCAGAAGGGGUAGAGAAGCGGAAGGGCUGGAGCCAUUUCGUCUUCCCCGCUUCACUUAGGGGGGGGAUCUGUAGCCUCUUCCCUCUUGCACGAUCCCCACUGCUGCCAUCACAUCCACUGGAAAACAAGCAGCCGUUACUGUCCUUCCCUUGCAACCUUGUUCUUAGUGAGCCUUGACCAGAGAGCAGUUCAGGGAUAGGACUUGGGGGGCAGCUGACCCCAGGGUCUCCUGGCAUGCCCCCUUUCCUCCUCUGCAUGAGCCCUCUCCCCUUGCGUUGCUGCUUCACUACACGGGUCUCCUGCUCUUGCUGCUGGGUGGGAUUGUCCCCUCUUUGGCUCAGGACCUGGUGUUUUGACUGUCAGGAAAGGGAGGGAACUGUAGUGUGUACACAUUUGAGUGUGCGCAUGUGUACAUGUUCUGCACCGGAUAAAGAAAUAAGAGCCUUGACCAGUGGACUGUGUGUCCACUCCCCACUCCAUCCUGGUGUCCUCACUGUAAGUUUUAGAGCCCAUUUGCAAAAAAAAACCCCAAUUGAAGCAAACUCCAAAGGCUAACGGUGAAUGAAGGGACCUAGAAAUGAAGGGAAAAGUGUGUGUGUGUGAGAGAGAGAGAGAGAGAGAGAGAGAGAAUUGAGAAUGCUCAGAAUUUAUAUAGUUUACUGAAAAUUAAAAUUGCCAUUGGAGCCAGAGAGGAGAAGCCAAGCUGUGCAUUAUUGAUAGGAAGGUCUGUAGUUGGAUUUGCACAAAGCUGGCAGGUCUGCCUUGGAGGCACGGUUGAGCUGGAUUUGAUCCAACUGGAUUUGAUUUGAAUCUCAGCUUUAAAAAGGAGUAUGAGGUAUGAGAUGCCUCUGGAGCCUGCCUGGGACCAAGUGGGUCCUGACCUCCCUUCCAGCUUGGAGGAGGCUUCUGUUAAGACGAUGAGCACUGAAAUAAUUUACAGAGCGUCCAUUCAGAUCUGCUACUGCAGUUAGCACUUGGUACUGCCUUCUCCUGAAAUGUGCUCCUUUGUGUCUGACCAUCUGUUGACCCUUGGGACCUGUUAAAAUACUUGUGGUUCCAUCCGCUCUCCGGCUUCACUCCUGCGGGCCUUCUGUAAUAAAUACCUUUGUUUUUUGCCUGCUC